UCUAUCUUUUACUAUAUCAUUUACUGUUGAAAGCAGUAGAACUGGUUUUGAUUAUCUCUAGUGGUAUAGUUUCUUUUUAUAAAUUUAUAGUUCACCAAUCAAAAGUAAACGGAUCAAGACGCUCUCUAAACUCCGGUGUCUUUUCAAUUUGCAUAUAAAUACCCUGCCAAUCCUCUAUUUACUUUUAAUUACAAAUUUAAUAUGGAUAUCAAAAUUUUAAAUGUCGAUGUUAGCUAUGCUAAAACUCUCUCAGAACUUGCUGGAAAGCUUUUUUUAGAAACGUUUGCUGACCAUAAUCCUCCUGAAGAACUCGAGGCCUUUCUUAAAUCAACAUAUACACCUGAAAUACAAACAGAGGAGUUAAACGACCCAACAAUGUAUACAUACAUGGCAUUUGAUCAAGACAACACACCCAUCGCUUUUUGUCAAUUAAAACAGUCUAAGGAUGUGUAUGACUUUAUUGAUGACCCAGAAGCAAUUGAAUUGAAACGAAUCUAUGUUGCGAAACAUUGUGCUGGAAAGGGUGUCGGAAAGAAGCUGCUGGCUGAGUGCUUGUCUAAAGCAAAAGAAUUGAACAAAAAGACAAUGUGGCUUGGUGUUUGGGAAUUCAAUCCUACAGCUAUCAAAUUCUACCAAAGUCAAGGUUUCCGUAAAGUUGGUACUCAUAUUUUUAAAGUUGGGAACAAAGAAGACACCGAUGAAAUCAUGGUCAAGGAUCUCUAGAAAUAUAAUGAUUAUAAAUAAACAGUUUAGACAAAUAACAGGACAAAAUCUUGAGUUUCCUUUCUGUUCAUUAUGUCUCUAUCUAACAAUAG
This is a messenger RNA of Gilbertella persicaria, 815 nucleotides long. RefSeq names its product acyl-CoA N-acyltransferase. NCBI's taxonomy places the organism in Eukaryota, Fungi, Mucoromycota, Mucoromycetes, Mucorales, Choanephoraceae. Gene Ontology annotation, molecular function: acyltransferase activity, transferring groups other than amino-acyl groups. Bases 202 to 723 code for a protein of 173 amino acids. The transcript has a single exon. The record is from RefSeq and is a predicted model, not a curated record.